CCGGCAGCCGGGUGAGCCAGGAGCUGCGCUACACCAAGGAGAAGCUGGGUGAAGAGUCCGUCUACACGUCCCAGAUGUUGAUCCAGACCCCGAAGCGGGAUGGGGAGAACAUCCUGACGCAGGAGGCCCUGCAGCUCCACCUCGAGGCAGCCCUGGCCGCCAGCAAAGUCCAAGUUUCGCUGUAUGGAAAAUCGUGGGAUUUGAAUAAGAUCUGCUACAAGUCGGGUGUCCCCAUCAUUGAGAACGGCAUGAUCGAGAGGAUGAUAGAGAAGCUGUUCCCCUGUGUGAUCCUGACACCGCUGGACUGCUUCUGGGAAGGCUCCAAGCUGCAGGGAGGCUCAGCCUACCUCCCGGGCCGCCCGGACAUCCAGUGGAGCAAUCUGGACCCUCUGCAGCUGAUGGAGGAGCUGGGGCAGUUCACGUCCCUGGAAGGCUUCAAAGAGCUGCUGGAUAAGGCAGAGGUGGGGCAGGCUUACAUGGAGCGGCCCUGCCUGGACCCCCGUGACCCCCAGUGCCCCCCCAGCGCUCCCAACAAGCAGAGCCAGCAGAACCCCGACAUCCCAGCCGAGCUCUCAGGGGGCUGCCACGGCUUCUCCAGGAAGUUCAUGCGCUGGCAGGAGGAGCUGAUUUUGGGUGGCACGACCAAAGAUUCCCAGGGCAAGCUGCUACGCGCCGAAGCCCUGCAGACCAUGUUCCUCCUGAUGAGCCCCCGACAGCUCUUCGAGCACUUCAAGGAUGACUAUGAGAUCCAUGACAUCAGCUGGAGCGAGGAGAAGGCGGGUGCCAUCCUGGAGGCCUGGCAGAGGAAAUUUGUGGAGCUGGCACAGGACUCCAUCCCACCCAAUGCCACGCAGAGCGUCCACGCUUUCUCCACCACCACCCUCAACGACAUCAUGAAGUCCUUCUCUGAUGUCAGCGCCAUCCGGGUAGCCGGGGGCUACCUCCUCAUGCUGGCCUACGCCUGUGUCACUAUGCUGCGGUGGGACUGCUCCAAGUCCCAAGGGGCUGUGGGCCUGGCCGGGGUCCUGCUUGUGGCUCUCUCCGUGGCCUCUGGCCUGGGGCUUUGCUCACUGCUGGGCAUCUCCUUCAAUGCAGCCACCACCCAGGUCCUGCCCUUCCUGGCCCUUGGCAUCGGUGUGGAUGACAUGUUCCUCUUGGCUCAUGCCUUCACUGAGACCAGCCAGCACAUCCCCUUUAAGGAGCGUACGGGGGAGUGCCUGAAGCGCAUGGGGACCAGCGUGGCUCUCACCUCCGUCAGCAACAUGAUCGCCUUCUUCAUGGCAGCCCUGGUGCCCAUCCCUGCCCUGCGCGCCUUCUCCCUCCAGGCUGCAGUGGUCGUGGUGUUCAACUUUGCCAUGGUGCUAUUCGUCUUCCCUGCCAUCCUGAGCCUGGACCUGCACCGCCGGGAGAAACGCCGUCUGGACAUCCUCUGCUGCUUCUACAGCCCUUGCUCCUCGCGGGUCAUCCAGAUCCAACCCCAGGAGCUCGCCGAUGCCAACGACAACCACACCUGCCACCCCUCCCCUUACGGGCACCCUGGCAUGGCCACCAGCACCCAGAUCACCACCACCGUGCAAGCCUUCACCCGGUGUGACCCCUCGGGCCACCAUGUGGUCACCGUCCUGCCGCCCACCUCCCAGGUGUGCACAUCACCUGCCGUCCUCCUGCCCCCCACCGAUCCCCUGGGCUCGCAGGUCUUCACCCCGUCCAGCUCCACCCGGGAUCUGCUGGCCCAGCUGGAUGAGGCCAAGGGUGGGCGGGAGUGCGUCCCCCUCCCCUUCUGCCGCUGGAGCCUCGCUGACUUUGCCCGGGAGAAGUACGCCCCGCUCCUCCUGCGGACCCAGACCAAGGCGGUGGUGGCGGGGCUGUUCCUGGCGCUGCUGGGGCUGAGCCUCUAUGGCACGACCAUGGUGCACGACGGGCUCUACCUGACGGACAUCGUGCCGCGGGACACCAAGGCGCACGCCUUCAUCUCGGCCCAGUUCAAGUACUUCUCCUUCUACAACAUGUUCAUCGUCACCAAGGGCGGCUUCCACUACCCGGGUGCCCAAGCCGCCCUGCUCAGCCUGCACCAGGCCUUCAGCACCGUCAAGUACGUGGUGCGGGAGGGCAACCGCGACCUGCCCAAAAUGUGGCUCCACUACUUCCAGGACUGGCUCCGAGUGCUUCCAGGGGCGUGCGGGAUGCCGUGCGAGGGCCCGGCAAAGGAGCCAGUCAGCUUCAACCAGCUGACCACGCGGCGGCUGGUGGACGAGAAUGGCAUCAUCCCUCCUGACACCUUCUACAUCUGCCUGACGGUGUGGGCCAGCAACGACCCCCUGGGCUUCGCCGCCUCCCAGGCCAACUUCUACCCCCCGCCGCCCGAGUGGAUCAAGUACGACACGACGGGAGAGAACCUGCGAAUCCCGGCAGCCCAGCCGCUGGAGUUUGCCCAGUUCCCCUUCUACCUGAGCGGGUUGCGUCGCACAGCCGACUUCGUGGAGGCGAUUGAGAGCGUGCGGGCCAUCUGCCGGGAGGCUGCCCAGCGCCACGGCGUGCUGAGCUACCCCAGCGGCUACCCCCUCCUCUUCUGGGAGCAGCACAUCGGCCUGCUGCUGGCCAUCAGCAUCCUGCUGGCCUGCACCUUCCUCGUCUGCGCCCUGCUGCUGCUCAACCCCUGGACGGCCGGCAUCAUCGUCUCCAUCCUGGCCAUGAUGGCAGUGGAGCUGUUUGGCAUCAUGGGGCUGAUGGGCAUCAAGCUGAGCGCCAUCCCUGUGGUCAUCCUCAUCGCCUCAGUGGGCAUCGGCGUGGAAUUCACUGUCCACGUGGCCUUGGGUUUCCUGACAGCGGCGGGGAGCAGGAACGUGCGCUCAGCCAUGGCGCUGGAGCACACCUUCGCCCCCGUGAUGGACGGCGCCGUCUCCACCCUCCUGGGCGUCCUCAUGUUGGCCAGCUCCGAGUUUGACUUCAUCAUGAG
Messenger RNA from Eurypyga helias (sunbittern), 2956 nucleotides. RefSeq names its product patched 2 (gene PTCH2). Gene Ontology annotation, molecular function: hedgehog receptor activity; smoothened binding; hedgehog family protein binding. NCBI's taxonomy places the organism in Eukaryota, Metazoa, Chordata, Aves, Eurypygiformes, Eurypygidae. Gene Ontology annotation, biological process: smoothened signaling pathway. Gene Ontology annotation, cellular component: plasma membrane. The record is from RefSeq and is a predicted model, not a curated record.